GGAUAAGACAGCACACAUCCUUCGGUCAGUUUCCCAAAGGGCUCUCCUUUCUCGCUCACUCACAAAGCACACACAGUGAAGAAACGAAGACUGAGCAAAAUCGAAGCAAAAAUGGAAGCGGGUAUGUCUCUAAACGCAGUCGUUCGGCUUCCGCUGUCGAGUUCGAGAACCCAUGAAGAUGGUUUGGUCAGGCACUCAUUGGUCUCCACGACGACGACGACGACCCAGAAGGCAGAGCAAAGGCAGGGCCGCAAACUGGUCGUUCAAGCAAAGAGCAAAAGGGGAAUGAUGGCUCGCCAAUUUCAAGCCAAGAAGCCUCCACCUCCUGCCAUGCCCAAGAUUGAAGACGACGGCAACCCACGUUUCGUUGUAUUCAUGAGAAUGGCUAAUGUUUACCUAUGGUACCCACUUAGUGUUAUAUCAGGCGGAACCACGGCUAAAAUCAUGGUUGCAGCAAAAGAUAAUUUUCUGGGGAAAUAUAUAUAUAAAGAUACACUUGCUAGAAAUCUUGCUGCAGUUAUUUACAGGGACGAGAAGGAAAUACAGAAGACAGCAUUCAAGCAGUACCGAGUGUUGCGGUCAGCUACUGAUUUUAGAUAUGGCUACAAAAUUGUGGAAAAUGGUAACAUGAGAGCAGCACUUUCUACCUCGGAUGUAAUUGAGCUUCCAACAAAAGACAAGCUCAAAACAACUUUUGACAAAGUGAAAGAUUUUUUUGGGGAUGCAAAGGAAUCUUUCGGCAAGCUGACAACACUGAACUUAUCCGAGUCCGAGGAAUCAGAAGAAAAAUCUGCACAACAGGAAAAGGUAAAAGGCUGAAGGGCAGAUAGGUUCUGUGAGAUAGUGAAGCUUAUUCAGCUGCGUGCACAUUUCGCGAAAGGUCGUUUGGGAUGAUUGUACACACGGUUUUGUUUAUAGAUCUCUCUGUCCAUUAAACAUGAUUUUAUGUUCUUUGCCAAUAACAUCUGAUACAAAUUUAGCCUGUUCCACACUUUUAUUUCUGAAAAUCUCUUGAAACUGCU
Molecule: messenger RNA, 1022 nt
Organism: Prunus avium (sweet cherry)
Lineage: Eukaryota; Viridiplantae; Streptophyta; Magnoliopsida; Rosales; Rosaceae
Product: multidrug resistance protein
Source: RefSeq, a predicted model, not a curated record